AUGCACCAUGCUGCUCCCUUGGAAGGCCGGCUGAGCGACGCAGCGGCAAAGGCAGUGAACGAGCUGCUGUCGUCGGGCGCCGCCGGCAACCUGAGCAGCCUCUGCUCCUGGGCCAACAAGGGAGACUGCAAGGACGAGGAGGGCGUCAAGGUACACUGCGUCGUUGGUGCCAUCAACAACUACACCUCCCAGCUCCUCACCUAG
Molecule: messenger RNA, 204 nt
Organism: Triticum turgidum subsp. durum (durum wheat)
Lineage: Eukaryota; Viridiplantae; Streptophyta; Magnoliopsida; Poales; Poaceae
Source: the annotation of a GenBank genome assembly